Messenger RNA from Pyrenophora tritici-repentis Pt-1C-BFP, 330 nucleotides. NCBI's taxonomy places the organism in Eukaryota, Fungi, Ascomycota, Dothideomycetes, Pleosporales, Pleosporaceae. The record is from RefSeq and is a predicted model, not a curated record.
AUGCACGUGCUUGGGGCUAGAAAGUGGAUCGGAGGUGUCAAUGCAGCAUCUCCUAUUCCCAAGCGCCUCGAUGCUGAGCACCCAGAGGAGAAACGGAGAGUGUGUUGGUUGUCGAAGGGAACGCUGUGGGGUGAGCGACGGGGAAAGCCUAAACUAGCUCUGGAGGGCGUAAUCAAGGACGCUAAGUGGGCCUACCCCAGGUUAUCUUCUGUGGGUCAGGAACUACGGAGGGGCUGUCCCCGUGUCGCGUUGGGCCAUGUCGAUAUCUUGAAAUGCUGUAAGCGUAACGCAUGCAUGGGCUUUGAGGGCGGUCCCGUGAAUAUCCCUUAG